AUGGCGGUGAUGUUAAGGUUUGUUAACGACAAAGGGCAUAUUGUGGAACGAUUCAUUGCUCUACAUCAUGUUAAAGAUACUAAAUCUGAGGCAUUAAAGGAUGCUCUUUAUGGUAUUCUUGAUAAGUACACGUUAUCUAUUUCAAGGAUAUGGGGGCAGGGAUAUGAUGGAGCUUCAAAUAUGAGAGGUGAAUUUAAUGGUUUGCAAAGAAAGAUUCUAGAUGAAAACCCUUAUGCUUUCUAUAUCCAUUGUUAUGCUCACCGUUUGCAAUUGGUUGUUGUGUCUGUUGCUAGUAGUUGCUCAUCUAUUCAUGAUUUCUUUGAGUACAUAUCCUUAAUUGUGAACACAACAAGUGCAUCUUGUAAGAGGAGAGAUGCCUUGACGGAGGCUCAACACCAAGAUAUUUUAAAUCAACUUGAGAGGGGUGAGAUAUCUAAAGGAAGGGGAUUGCACCAAUCAUCUAGUCUCACUAGACCCGGGGAUACUAGAUGGGGUUCACAUCAUACUACAUUGCUUCGUUUGGAUCAAAUGUGGCCAUCUGUGUUAAAGUUGUUUGGUAUCACAAAUGAGCUUUCAAAUGUCUUGCAAAGAAAAGAUCUUAAUAUUGUGAAUGCCAUGGAAUUAGUUGAUGUUGUCAAAGCUCGGCUGGCCACAAUGAGAGAUAGUGGUUGGGAUAAUUUAUUUGCCGAUGUACAAGAAUUUUGUGUUUCUAAAUGUAUUCCGGUGCCUAAUAUGGAUGAUGAAAUACCAGUUCGGGGUCGGUCAAGGGCAGAAGGGAGGACUAUCACUAAUCUUCAUCAUUACCGUGCAGAGAUUUUUUAUGAGAUAUUCAAGUCACUUGAUGAUAUUGACAUUAUUCGGACAUUCACCGCAAAGAAGUCUCGGAAAGGACAUCUGCCUCGUGAUUUUAUUUAA
This is a messenger RNA of Vicia villosa (hairy vetch), 915 nucleotides long. RefSeq lists its product as uncharacterized. The record is from RefSeq and is a predicted model, not a curated record. The transcript is spliced from 4 exons. Lineage: Eukaryota; Viridiplantae; Streptophyta; Magnoliopsida; Fabales; Fabaceae. The coding region runs from base 1 to 915 and encodes 304 amino acids.